Messenger RNA from Heterobilharzia americana, 1077 nucleotides. The record is from the annotation of a GenBank genome assembly. NCBI's taxonomy places the organism in Eukaryota, Metazoa, Platyhelminthes, Trematoda, Strigeidida, Schistosomatidae.
AUGUUGAGCUCAUUCAACUGUGGAGAUGACUCGAUUUCAAACUUAUCAUGCGAGGAACUCCAGAAAUCUAUUUCUGACAUAAAGACUAAUACAUCUAAGGAAAUUCUGGAAAAUGAAUGUUAUAAAAGCUUUUUGGGAAAAUUAAAUAUCGAAAUUGAAAAGCCUCCACCAUCUGCCAGUCGAAGAGCAUCACUUGUUAGGAAGCGUUCCAAGAGCAGGAGUUCUGCAUUGGAUAGGCUUAUCACACUUAGUUUCGAGCAGAAAUGUCUUAUCCUCCAAACACAAUAUGAGGAGUUCAGAAAUCACGUUGAGCAACAGAAGAAAGAAUACGAAGAAAGGCUGGACACGCAGAAAGCGGUAUCGGAAGAGCUGAAAACACAUCAAGAGGCAAUCACAAAAAGCUAUAACCUUUUUGAAAAGCUGGUUAGCAAAGAACGUGCAUCCAGCGGCACAAGAUUUCUUCCUGCUGGAAAGUUUUUGCAGUUUUCUGAUGACUACUGCAAAUUCCUAGACACCUUGUCAGACAAACUGCGCCUGAAAAACAGUUCACUAAAAACUGCUCUUAAGAAAAUAAAAGAACAACUGCGACAAAAAGAAACUGGAGAAGUUCUUAGUGCAAUCGAUUUCGAACAAAUGAAGAUAGACAAUACAAAAUGUCUUGCUGAGAUUGAUGAAAAAAACCAUACAAUUCAGAAGAUGAAAAUAACUGCUGCUAGAACUCUUCAAAUACUAAGUGGAUAUAAAAAAAAACUGAGUGAAGCAUUACAGGAGCAAAAAUAUACCAAAGAAGAACAAAACCAGAGACGAGAAAUGCAAAGACGCGUUGAAAGUGAGGAUAUUCUAGCAAAACAGGAACUUAAAACAGAGAGAGCACUUAACCAAAAAUAUGAAGACCAAAUCUCAUCAUAUUGCGUACCUGCUGUGAUAGAUUUUGUUAAACUUGUCAGCGAAGAACGAGAUUUGACACGCAAGCAGAAUAUAUACAGUAGGAGACUGAAAAUUGCAGAAAUGGCACUACAUUGUCAUAAAAAGCUUUGGUGGCAAAUUCAACGCACCAGCUUGAAUAGAGCAACUUAA